UUUCAGUGAAAGUCGUUCUCGCACACAAACCAACACGCUCUCUCGUAAAGCCAAGCCUCUUUUCAGGCCCCUAUACACUGAUUAUCUUCUCUUUCUUCUGUUCCUUUCUCUUCAAUUCCAAUUCCUGUUCCAGUUCCUAUCAAAUUCUCAAUCAUUUCAGUUAUACGUUUUGCUCUAAUGGUGGAUAGCUGGUAGCAGCAUAAGUGAGUAUAAUUUUAGAUGGAUAUUGGAAAUAAUAUACAAGGAUAAUGGGAGGUUGCUGCUGUUGUUCCUCCAAGGGAGCUGAACUUAAUACUGCUCCGGCUUGUUAUUAUUACCCCAGAGCAUCAGAAGAGCAUGUCCCACUAUCAUCUCGUCAUGGUGCUGUUUCUGCCCUCUCCACGGGACUGUUGGUUGAUACAAACCUUGACACAUCGGUCCCUGAUGCAUACAGGCCACCUCCUCCACCUAUGCCAUUUGAUGUGGCUUUAGGAUGUGCUCAAACUCCACAAGGGGCUCAGGAAAUUUCCAGUGACAAAGAUGAUGGAGCAGUGCAAACAACAAAUUCUGAUUCUGUUCAAGAAACUACUGGCAUCAAUACUCGAGAAACAUCAGCUAAGUGUGAAGAUAUGAAGGGUUCAGACUGUAAAGCACAAACUAAUUUGGAGCUCGAUUCAGUAAAGGAGCUAGAAGUUGAGCUCCAAAAGUCGGUUGAACCUCUUAUUUCAGCAACAGAGGAGGAGGAUGUUUGUCCCACCUGUCUGGAAGAGUAUGAUGCAGAGAAUCCAAAAAUUACCACAAAAUGUGAGCACCAUUUUCACCUUGCAUGCAUUCUUGAAUGGAUGGAAAGAAGUGACACCUGUCCUGUUUGUGACAAGGAAAUGAUAAUUGAACCUCCUAUUGAUUUGUAGUUAUGCAGAAAUUUCAACCAUGGUCAACAUCUUUGCUGUUUGAAUUAAAUUGGGAAGCAAAAUUUACAAUGCACAAAAGUUUUAUUUUCUUUUGCAUCCACUGUUCAGUGGUUGCCACAGAUUUGGCUGCAACUUCCUUUUACUUUUUGAAGAGUCAGUACCCUUUUCAGUGCAUAUGCAUAUCGCCUUUGUGCUUUAAGUCCUGCAUAUAUAUAAAAUCAUAAAAAUGAAUGAAAAAGAAAAAAAAAAAAAAGAGAAGGGGAAGAAACAAAAAAAAAAAAAAGAUGGGAGGUGGAUGGUGGUCCUACACAGUUCCUGAUGGCCAUUACUUCUGAAGCUUUUCAAAUUAGUGUAACGAUACAAGGCCUAAGUUUGCAUAUUGCAGGAUGCUAGUCAUAUUACUUGGUCAAAGAUUUUGUUAUUGCCUGAAGAAAGAAGUCAAUUGGUGGUGCUCUCCUUUUCCUCUCCCCACCGUCUUAGUAUAGAUUUUCUACAAUUGUCAAGCUGAAAUACUGUCGACAGAUGAAUUUUUUUUUUCCACCUUCUAAAUCGGUUAUGUAAAUGGUAUAUGGCGGUUGUUGAUGUCUUCAUUUUAUCUGCUUGUGAGAUUAUUUGAUGGAGGAUUUGAUCAGUGUAAGGAAAACCAGGAUGGUAUUUCUUUUUAAGAUGAUUCAUGUAAAUAAUACUCAUCUGAUUUCUACA
Hevea brasiliensis (rubber tree) is the source of this 1592-nucleotide messenger RNA. RefSeq names its product probable E3 ubiquitin-protein ligase RHB1A. Gene Ontology annotation, molecular function: ubiquitin-protein transferase activity; zinc ion binding. NCBI's taxonomy places the organism in Eukaryota, Viridiplantae, Streptophyta, Magnoliopsida, Malpighiales, Euphorbiaceae. The record is from RefSeq and is a predicted model, not a curated record. The transcript is spliced from 5 exons. Bases 249 to 890 code for a protein of 213 amino acids.